AUGACGGCUGCUCCCAAAGCCGCAAAGGGCCAGCGAGGCCCCCAGGGCCACGGUGACGCUGCCUUCAGAACAAACAGCGCAUGUACUGAGGUCUCUGAGGGAGUCAAAGGCGCCGCUCUCAUGGAAGAGCGCUCAUUGCUUACCUCCCUUAUGGAAGCUGCAGCCACCGGGAACAAAGAUGCACUCCUCGGAGCUAUACGCAAAGUUGCACAGAGAUACGGCAAACGCAACGCAGCAGCAACUGCGAGUUCGGAACCUACAGUUCUACAAGGAGAAGAAGCAACAGCAUCCCCUCCGGCAGGAGAUGCUGCAGAUGCACCAGUAGCAAGACAUACAGCUGCUGCUGCUGCAGAAACCCCAGCAGCAACUGGUCCAAGAGAGGCAGAAGGAGCAAAGUGUGAGGAGUUUGGUUUGGACCCCGAUCUGUUGCUAGGCUUCCGUGAUGGUGAAGGGCGUACAGUAGCUCACUUUGCAGCUUUAGGGGGUUCCUCUGAGGUGGUGGAGUUGAUACUGCGCCUGUGCCCCUCGGCUGCCAAGGCCCGAGACAACUAUGGAAAAACUCCUCUCUUUACAGCUGCUUCUCUGGGCAACACGGAUGUGCUGCAGCUGCUGCUUCACAGCGGAGGUGACGCUUCAGCGCGCAGCAAGGGCGGCAGCACCGCUGUGCACGAGGCCAUCUGCGCGCAGAAGGCAGCAGCCAUUAAACUUCUUCUCGAAAGAGGAGCAAACCCCAACGCUGUUUCCUCUAUGGGCACACCUCUGCAGAUCGCCACGGUGACGCAGCAGCAGGAAAUCCUUGAGCUUCUGCUCUCUCGUGGCGCAGAUCCCAACAAUGGCCCGAAAUCAAUUCCCGAUUCAGGCCACGCUCGCGAUUCUGAGCAAGAUUCGAGUGCUUCCGCCUCCUGUUGCAGCCCUUUCCCCCCAGCCUUGAUCCUCGCAGCCUCGAAGAACGACUGCAACUGCCUGCAGCUGCUGCUGCAGCACGGGGCUGAUGCCAACGCCACAGACACCGAAGGCUUCACAGCACUUCACUGUGUAGCAGAAACGGACUGCGUAGAGUGUGCAGAACAACUCCUUAAAGCUGGCGCUAACUGGGAAACUGCUGCUUCCGAUGGAUCGACUCCACUCGAGCUGGCGAGGCGCCACAAGUCUAGGGCGGUGGCGCAGCUGCUCGAGCCCCUGGGGCCUAGCCCCCAGCAGCCGGGGUUUCCUUUUCAAAGGCCUUCUACCAAACAGCGGCAAGCAGCACCAGGAGCUGAAAGGGUAGGAGAAACACGCUUGAUUGAUGAUUCCGCUGAUGGGGAUAUGGAGGCACCCCUACCUAUUAUAAGUCUGAAUCAUUCGGCCCCGGCUCCGCGUGAAGCAGUAGCGAAGGUCGAGAAGUUGAAAGAGGCAGGGAAUGCUGCCUUCUGUAUGAGGGACUAUGCCGCAGCCAAAGCCAAGUACACCCAGGCAAUUGAGGAAUGCCCUAAGGUGGAGGCGGCGCGGGAGCUUCUGGGGGUCCUCUAUUCGAACCGAAGUUUCACUAACGAACAACUUGAAGACGCGCAGGGGGCCCUGGCGGACGCGCAAGCGGCGGUGCAGCUGCGUCCCGAAUGGAGCAAAGCACAGUAUCGCCUGGCGAGGGCGCGCCGCCUUGGCGGCGCGACGGAGGAGUACGUCGCCCAGUUGUGGGAAGCGCUCCGCCUAGACCCGACAAAUAGCCAGAUUCGAGAGGAGAUGAACACAGCGGUGCAGGCGGCUCGGAAGGUUCACGCUGACAGGGCCACCGCUACUACGCCGCCUGCUUAG
Messenger RNA from Eimeria maxima, 1791 nucleotides. Its product is annotated as ankyrin repeat containing protein / TPR domain-containing protein, putative. Bases 1 to 1791 code for a protein of 596 amino acids. NCBI's taxonomy places the organism in Eukaryota, Apicomplexa, Conoidasida, Eucoccidiorida, Eimeriidae. Gene Ontology annotation, molecular function: protein binding. The record is from RefSeq and is a predicted model, not a curated record. The transcript has 7 exons.